Linum trigynum is the source of this 6160-nucleotide messenger RNA. The record is from the annotation of a GenBank genome assembly. NCBI's taxonomy places the organism in Eukaryota, Viridiplantae, Streptophyta, Magnoliopsida, Malpighiales, Linaceae.
UCGUUUUUUAUUCGAUCUUAUCACUUUUGGACCACAUAUAUAAUUUCCAAAGUGAAUCCCAGAAUUAAGUUAAAUAUUCUAUCGACCUCCACCGUAGAUAAGUAAUAUAUAUUCUGUCCUUUUCGUACUUCUUUUCCGAAAUUGAUUCCGGGAAGCGUCGUGUUGGAAAGAAACAAAAUCAGCAAAUUACCCAGAAAAGAACAUAUAUAUCUAGAUGGCCGGAGAUAUACCAGUUCAAAGUCCGGCCGGGUGAAGACUCGAGUAUGGUCGAGAGCUUAGGCUUUAGAGUGCACUGCGUGCCAGGCUGUUGACACCUAAAAUUAAUUCGGCCGAAAUUAAAUGCCGCAUUAAUUAGUCUCGACAUUUAAUUCGAUACCGCGGGUAAAAAAUGGUGUCGUUGGGAGUCGAGCGGCUUCGCGAAAUAAAAAGAACGGUACCGCAAGGAAGCUCAGCGGUGUCGCGGUACUGGAAACGAUACCGAAAAACAAAAGAGGGCCGCACGUUUAGUUGGGUGUUGGAGAAGGAGUUUUUCUAAUUAAUUAUUAUUAUCUUUAUUCCUUGUCGGAAGGGAAAAACCGGUACCGCAUGGAGACAAGCGGUAUCGCGGAGAGUAAAACGAUGCCGCGGAUUAAAAACGGUACCGCGAGUAAGCCCAACGGUACCGCGGUACUAGCAAACGACAGUGUUUAAUAUAAAACAAUGUCGCAAGAGGAAAAACAGACGGAGCCGUUGUGGCGCUAAUGAUGUCGUUGGCCAUGGCUAGUGAUGGCCGGAUUAAUUAAUUAAUAUUUUAAUGGCUGUUUAGGACGGCAUCGUUUAGUUGAAAACGGUGCCGCAAGAGGAAAGAAACGACACCGCGGAUUUGAAAACGAUGUCGCGAGUAGGUCAAACGAUGUCGCAAUGGUUAAAACGACAGUGUUAAACAGCAUCGCAGAACUAAAAAACGAUGUUGUUUAAUUAAUAACGGCGUCGCGAAGUGAGAGUUUGACGGCGUGUCAACAAUGAUGGCUGGUUUAAUUAAUUAAUAUUUUAAAGAUUAUUUUAGACGGUGUCGUUUAGUUGAAAACGACGCCGCGAGAGGUAUUAACAACACCACGAAUAGAAAACGACAGUGUUUAAUAUAGAACAAUGUCGUGAGAAAUUUCACAUAAACGGUGUAGAAACAACAUUGUUCCGUGGAACGACACCGCGAGGAUAGGAAACGACACUGGUUAGCCAAAAACAACGUCGUGGCGAGAGUUCAAUUUUGACGAUGUCGUGGACUCGAUGUCGUUUGUUUAUCAUGUGGACAGGGUUGUUUGGAGGAUCGAACCGUGGUGGAGGAUUGUCGAUUUUGGUUCAGUGUCGUUUUGGCCAAGUUCCAGCGUGUCCAGGCGGUUUCGUACUCGUGGGAGUUACGCAACAAGGAGGGAGUUAUCUGUCGUUGACAGGAAUGACGAACGUGGGAGACAACAGCGUGAAGGCGGUUACUACGACUACGUGGAGAAGAUCGAGGUAUAAAGAUCGAGAAGAGAGAGAAGCAGAGGACGGCAAAAUCAAAUCACAACUGCACCGUCGCAGAAUUUAUCUUUUUUUCUCUCUAGUUCGUAGAACUGCUCAGUCAAAGUCCCCAUUUGCAGAGUCUUAGAUCGUAGCUUGUAGUCGUAGUCGCGGAGCUCUCCAGAGGAACCUCCAUAGGAGUAGAGGUAACGUAACUUAGAACACUCCCGGUUUGGUUUCUCGUUUCUCGUUGAACACCCUCGUUCGAACGUAGUUUGGAGAGGUGGUGAACCGAGUAACGGUUGUUUGAUUAGAAGUCAAAGGUGCAUUGAUCAAAUCAACAUCGCCGACGCCGGCGGUGGAUAUUUGACAGUCAUCUUGGUUUCUGUUUAAUCGAUCAAAUCAACGACGCCGACAUUCGGCGACAGUUAUUUGACGAUUGUGAUUGACUUGGUAUUUUUGUCUCCUUGAAUACAGAGCGCAUUGAACGCGCGAGUUUCGCCAACGAAACACAGGGGCUCCGGUAGGCCCGCGGUUGGAAUUUUGGAGCUUCGGCCGGGUCAGGGUCAAUGACUCCUAUUGCCAUUGCUUCAGUACAGUUGAUUAUUCUUCAAAGAAUUAAUCCUUUUUUUCUUCUUCUUCUUUGAUCAAUAGGACCCUUUCCAUCUAUCAACAGUGAUUACAUGUGGGCAUCUGAGUGAGGAGAGGAGACUAAUCAGACAUCCAGUUUCAUUGUAUUUCUAGUUCCAACUCUAGUUUCAUCUAUUAGUUACUCUAUUAUUGUCAGUAAAUUUAAUUUACCAAAUACAAUCUGGAUGGCUUAACCGUACCAAGAUCGAAUAGAUGACCUUUGACUACUAGGGUUAUAUUUUCCCACAACCAAACAUGUCAUAAUCUUAUCACUCGAAUCUGCUGAGCGUUUUAGUACCUUUUUUUUUAUUUUAAUUACCAAACCAAAGUCAUAAUUUAUCUUAUUAGGGGUGGGGCCGUGGGGAUUAGAAAAUGACUUAGUCGUAUGUAAUUAAUACUCAUAAACCCACUACUAUAUAUAUUUGAAGUUAAUUGAUUAAUUAGCUGGAUUCCAUUCCACCCCCUUUCCCUCCGUUAAAGCUCCAAAAAAAAAAAAGCUCCCUGAACUGAAAGUGAUCGAGAAUAUAUAUAGCAUCUCUGCCACCAUAGAUAAAUGGCUUCUUCUUCUUCUUUCAGUAGUAGCUGCGUGUACUACGGGCCAUGGGAGUACGACGUGUUCCUGUGCUUCCGUGGCGAGACGCGUGGCUCCUUCACCAGCCACGUCAUGGCCGCGCUGUCGGACAAGAAGAUCCGGACCUUCAUCGACACCAUGCUCGGCAAAGGUGAGAGCAUAGCGGAGCUUCUUUCCGUCCUCAAAAGAUCGGCGGUGUCGGUGAUUAUAUUCUCCGAGAGGUUCGCCGAUUCGCCCUGGUGCCUCGACGAGGUGGCCACCAUCGCCCGGAGCAUCAAGGAAUUCGGCCACCGCGUGAUCCCGGUUUUCUACAACGUCGACCCGUCGGAGGUCGACGGCGACACCGGAAGCUACGCCGCCAUGAUCGAGAAGCACGACGUCGCCGGUACGAAGGUGAAGUUGAAGUGGAGGAAUGCGCUCAAGGAAGUCGUCGAUAAGGCCGGCCUUACUUCCCACGAGUUUAGGUGCGUAAUUACCUAAUUUAUCGAAAAUUAAAUUUAUGAAAUUCCCAUUUCAACGUAAAUGAAGGGUUGGUUUAAAUAUAUCAUUGGAUGGAUUUUUUUCUUCCUCCGUAGGUGUUAGGUUGCUAAUACUUAAUUUAAUGGGUAGAUGUUAGGUUGCUAAUACUUAUAUAAUUUAUAACAUGAUGCUUAAACUAACUACAUUUAAAGUAGGGCUGGCAAUUUGGUCUAGGACUGUUUGGUUUUACCUGAAACCGGACCGUAUAAUCCAGACCGCGACCGGACUGGGACCGGAUAGCAAACAAUCCAAUCUCAUAUUCGGGCUUAGAUUUGAGGUAAAAAAAACUCGGAUAAGAGACCCCAAUACUCAAAUACCCACAAGCUCAAUCUAAAAUCAAAAUCAAAUUGGGACCGGACCGGAUCAAGACCGGAGUGUAUCCAAUCCAAUCUUUGGUCCUUAUAUUCCCGAAAAGACCGGACUGGGACCGGAUCAAUUUGGUCCAAUUUAACCGGACCGCACCGUACAGCCACCCUACAGUUAAGUUAACAAUAUGAUUAUUUUGUUUUGAUAAUUUUUAUUCCAACAAGUUGAUAAUAAUUCAUGUGAAUUUAAAAUGGGUUGAACACUCGAAAUUAGUGGGGCACACACGUGUUGCGAAGUGCUUUAAUUCCUCGUCACGUGUCUCACCACAAGUAUCAUGAAACAGAUGACCAAAUCCAUAUCAGAAACACAACAACACCAUACAUACCAUAACGUGGAUAAAACCUCAGCACACCACAAAAUUCAGCAUAUAUUCAAGAAAAACUUAAACCAAUCUAAGUUCCCCAAAGCUUACCAAAAACCUUAUAAAGUAAACCAUGAGUUUCUUCAAAUAAUUUAUAAAUCUCAUAAAGCAUAUCACAAAUUUAGUAAAGCAGGCCGCAAGUUUCUUAAAGCAUAUCACAAGUUUCUCGAAACAGACUAAAAACCUCAUAAAGAAUACUACAAGUUUAUUACAGCAGCUCAGAAACCUCAUAAAGCAUACCACAAUUUUUUUAAGCAAACCAAAAAUCUCAUGAAAUAUUUUUUAAAAUAAAUCAUAAACCUCAUAAACUUGAACCUAUAUGUAAAUUAAAAAAAAAUAUUAAAACUCUGCCAAACUUCUUUCCACGCUCUUUAAUUAUUAGUCCACUUGGCGGCUUGGCCCCUUUCCCUUUAAUAUACUCCAUUUAUAACAUUAUAUCUAGGAUGGAAAUUACCUACCCAUGGGUAAUUAUACCCAAACCCAAGUAGACCCAUUGAUAAUGGGUUGGGUAUGGGUGAAGUGCAUAUGGAUUUAGGGAGAGGGGUUACGGUGCUAAUUGUACAAUAGUUAGCACCGUACUAACCAAGGGAAAAACUACUACUAGUUUGAAUUAGUAGUGAUUUAGCUUAGAUGUUGUAUUGAUUUUAUAAUAAUCCGUAGUGAUUUUUGCUAGUUAUCACAGUGCUAACCCUUAUAGGGGUUAGCACCUAAUCCCAUCCCGGAUUUAGGGGUUUGUAGAUGAGUUUGGGUAAAGGUAUGAAUAUUGCUUCCAUAAUCUAAAUGGCUAUGGGUUGGAUAUGGAUAUCCAUUUACUUGAAGGUGUUUUAACUACACAUGCAAAAAUUGGACCUAUUUGUAAAACUUGAAAAGUUUAGGUACCAAAAUGUAAGACCAAAAAAAAUUAGGUACCAAAACGUAAUUUUCCAUCCAUAUUUUGAGGACUUAUAUGCAAAAAAAAUUAAAUUUAGGUACUACAUAUGCAUAUCUAUUAAGUUUAGGUACCAAACUGUAAUUUGUAUUUGGGUAUAGGUACAAAACCAAAUCCAUUUGUUAUAAACCCAACUAGGGAUGGCAACAAAACCCGAACCCACGGGUACCCACCCGACCCAACCCGGUCAACGCGGGUAAAAUUUGUGUUGACGGGUUUUGGGUCGGGUUCGGGUUUAAACCCGCUACACUAUUCACCGGGUCGGGUUGGGUUUGGGUUUAGGUAAACCCGACCCAUGGGUACCCGCCCACACACAUAUAAUUACUAUCCCGGUAUAUUUAAUAUUCUAAAUAAUAUAUUUUCCUUAAACAAUUAAUAUUAUUUAUGUUUAUGGAGACAUCUAUAAUUUGCUCUUUCUAAUUGUUUAGAAUGAAGUUGAUAUUAUGAAGUGGAGAGUGAAGAAACUUAGUUGACGAGGAAGGAGCUUUCAAUUAAUCUUUUGUUUAUAGAUGUUUAACUUUAAUUUUGAACAAUUUGUAUUGAUCAUUUGCGGUUUGCUUGUAUGCUCUAGAUUGGUGUUUUUUGUAUGAUUAAUUUGUAUGAGAAAAUUGAUGUUAAACUUUUAUUUUGAAAGAAACUUGUUAUUGUAAAUUUUUUACCACAAAAACCCACGGGUACCCAUGAACCCGCGGAUACCCAAUGGGUUGGGUUUGAGUUUUUCAAACCCAACGGGUUUUACCCCGGGUUUUUUUGGCGGAUAAACCCAUGGGUUUGGGUUUGACAAAACCCGCCCCAACCUGACCCAAUGCCAUCCCUAAACCCAACCCAACCCAACCCAAAGAAAAUGGUUAUGGGUACAAAUCCAUCAAACUCUACCCAUAUCCAUCUAUUUGGAUUUCAUACCCAACCCAAUUGGGUUGGAUAGUAAAAAACCCAUGGGUAUGAACAAAAUUGUCAUCCCCAAUUAUAUCUGGUCAUAUAUAGAACAUGCCUUUAUUUAGUUUCAAAUUAUUGUUAUCGUACCCGAAGGAAAAGUUCAUAGUACAAAUUUCCAGACUUAGGAUAGGAUCGGUAACCAUUAGUUACUGACUUAUAAAUAAUUAAAUCUGGACCUUUAAAUCUAAGUGGGUCCAGAAAAUUCUGAUCUAAGGGUUGUCAAUUAAAAUCAUUUUAUUUUUUCUAUUUUCUUAAUCGGCUCUUAUCUUCUUCGUUUUAACUCGAAUUUCGAUUUUUUUUUGCACAGAUAGAACGAGUUCGUUGUGCUCUACAAAAUGAUAUCAAUUUUCAAUAUAUUUCGAGAAACUUU